AUGGAUCUCUUGCAAAACGCAGCUAAGAACAUCAGUCUCUAUGAGGUCAAGGCUUAUGUGCGUAAAGCACAGAACGUGGCUAUGAACCUCACAGAAAUGGAAGCAAAAGUCAGAGAAGCUACCAACAACGAACCCUGGGGAGCCCCUACAACGCUCAUGGCCCAGAUCGCAGCUGGUACUUACAAUUACCGGGAAAGAGAGGAGAUCAUCGGGUUUAUCUUCCGUCGUUUCACAGAGAAGGCUGCCAACGAAUGGAGGCAGAUAUACAAGUCUUUGCAAUUGCUUGAUUACUUGAUCAAGAAUGGGUCUGAACGGUUGAUUGAUGACGUUAGAGCUAACUUGUCGUUGAUCCAGAUGCUCAAGUCGUUCCACUACAUCGACUCCAAGGGACGUGACCAGGGUAUCAAUGUCCGCAACAGAGCCAAAAACUUGAUUGGUUUAUUGAAUGAUGACGCUUUGAUUCGUACUGAAAGAAAGAAAUCGAGAGCGAACUCCAAGAAGUUUGGUGGAGUUUCGUCUGCUGCCUUUGGUGGAGCUUCGUCCAUCACCACCGGCUCUGGUUAUGAUGACGAUGAAUUCACUAGCCGAGUGUACGGUGAUGGAGGUGUAUAUGGAGAAAGAUACGAUGAUCCUGCUGGUGCCUAUAGUAAUGGUCAAAGUGGCUCUAAUAACGACAACUUUGAAGAGUAUAACGUGGAGGCUCCUUCUGGAACAAGCAAGCCUACCACGGGCUCUUCUAGAGUCAAUGCAAAAGCUUCAAAGCCCCAGCCUAAGCAGCCAGCACAUGAUUUGUUGGGAGACGAUUUUGGCUCGUUUGAAAAGGAAACUCCUGCCAUUCCAGCCCAGGAUGAAGACGAUGAUGACGACUUUGACGAUUUCCAAGCUGCUCCUUCCCAGCCUCAAAAACAGACUCUUUCUAACAAUUUAGCUAGCUUCAGCAGUUUUUUGGUCAACAACAGCAACCCCAACAACAAUCCCAGCAGAAUUUCUUUUCUGCAGCAAGUCUCUUCAUUCUCUUCUGGUCCAAAUUACAACGUCAAUACAUCGGCCCCUAUUAGCUCUGGUCCCGCUAAGUCUUCAGCCUCUAACGAUGCGUUCUCGUCUUUGUUCUCUACGGCUAAGACUAAGACAAAGACAUCUACUCCAGUCUCGUCUACAAAUAAAGCUACUACUGACGAUCUAUUUGGCUCCUUCAGCGCCAACACAUCCUCCCAGCAGACCAACGGAAAUAGCACCACCAGCAGCAAUGUCAAUAACAAUAAAACUGCCAGUGGAGAAAUCGACUUGCUCAGCUUUUAG
Scheffersomyces stipitis CBS 6054 is the source of this 1299-nucleotide messenger RNA. RefSeq names its product Ent3p (gene ENT3). Gene Ontology annotation, molecular function: clathrin binding; phospholipid binding. NCBI's taxonomy places the organism in Eukaryota, Fungi, Ascomycota, Pichiomycetes, Serinales, Debaryomycetaceae. Gene Ontology annotation, biological process: Golgi to endosome transport; endocytosis. The record is from RefSeq and is a predicted model, not a curated record. Bases 1 to 1299 code for a protein of 432 amino acids. Gene Ontology annotation, cellular component: clathrin vesicle coat; endosome; plasma membrane. The transcript is spliced from 4 exons.